Molecule: messenger RNA, 9042 nt
Organism: Astyanax mexicanus (Mexican tetra)
Lineage: Eukaryota; Metazoa; Chordata; Actinopteri; Characiformes; Acestrorhamphidae
Gene: ptbp3
Product: polypyrimidine tract binding protein 3
Exons: 15
Coding region: 277-1854 (525 amino acids)
Biological process (GO): mRNA processing; regulation of RNA splicing
Cellular component (GO): nucleus
Molecular function (GO): mRNA binding
Source: RefSeq, a predicted model, not a curated record
GCCUUUGUUGCUCAGCAGAGGGAGUUGGUGUUGGGGCAGAGGGAGCUGUGCAGCAGCAGCAGAUCAGCUCUGAUUCUGUAUUUUUAUUUUCUAUUAGCUGUGUUUACCUUGCCACUGCUUCUGCUGUGCAAUGGAUGGGGUGAACUCAGGGUUACUUGCAGCGUCACGAAAACACGAAAACACCAGCCUUAACAAAGUAACAACAGAGACCUUUAUUAAUAAGGAGACGCACCACUGAGCACGUGGACGUCUGAAGAGCCUCCUGCUCCUGCGUUCAUGCCUGGCCGUCCUACCAUGAGCAAUUCUACUCCAUCAGCAGCUAAUGGCAACGAGAGUAAAACAUAUAAAGGAGACCGAUCCUGCGGCCCCUCUCGCGUCCUUCACGUGCGCAAGGUUCCCAUUGAGGUCUCCGAGGCCGAGGUUAUCUCAUUAGGAAUCCCGUUCGGAAAAGUUACCAAUCUGUUGAUGCUGAAAGCAAAAAACCAGGCUUUUAUAGAAAUGGCUUCUGAAGAAGCAGCGAUCACCAUGGUGAACUACUACACCACGGCCACGCCACACGUCCGUAACCAACCCGUCUACAUCCAGUACUCCAACCACCGCGAGCUGAAGACCGACAACCUGCCCAACCAGGGGAGAACGCAGGCGGCGCUGCAGGCGGUGAACGCAGUGCAUUCUGGGAACAUGGCGCACGCGGCGUCGGGCAGUGAGAGCAGCAUGAUGCCCGGCCAGAGUCCGGUUCUGCGGAUCAUCGUAGAAAAUCUCUUCUACCCCGUUUCUCUGGAGGUGUUGCACCAGAUCUUCUCUAAGUUUGGAACGGUUCUGAAGAUCAUCACCUUCACUAAGAAUAACCAGUUCCAGGCUUUGCUGCAGUACGCAGAUCCCAUGAACGCUCAUCACGCCAAAGUGACGCUGGAUGGUCAGAAUAUCUACAACGCUUGCUGCACGCUGCGCAUCGAGUUCUCCAAACUCACCAGCCUGAACGUCAAAUACAACAACGACAAGAGCCGAGACUUCACCCGGCUCGACCUGCCCUCAGGAGACGGCCAGCCCACACUCGACCCGGGCAUGACCGCUGCGUUUGGAGCUCCUGGAAUCAUCUCUUCUCCGUAUGCUGGAGCGGCUGGUUUCGCUCCUGCUGUUGGUUUCCCUCAGGCUGCAGGUCUCUCCAUGCAGGCCAUGCCUGGCGCUCUGGGACCCCUCACCAUCCCCCCCUCGGCUGUAGCCGGACGGAUGGCCAUCCACGGCAUGGCCCCCACCGCCCUCCACUCUGUUCUCCUCGUCUCCAACCUCAACCCUGACAGUAUAUCACCCCACAGCCUCUUCAUCCUGUUUGGGGUGUACGGGGACGUGCACAGGGUGAAGAUUCUGUUUAAUAAGAAGGAGAAUGCGCUGGUGCAGAUGGCGGAUGCGACACAGGCGCAGUUGGCGAUGAGUCACCUGAACGGGCAGCGGCUGCACGGACGGGUGAUCCGGGUCACCAUCUCCAAACACCAGACGGUUCAGCUGCCCAGAGAAGGUCAGGAGGACCAGGGUUUAACCAAGGACUUCAGCGGCAGCCCCUUACACCGCUUCAAAAAACCCGGAUCCAAAAACUUCCAGAACAUCUUCCCCCCCUCUGCCACCCUGCACCUCUCCAACAUCCCGCCCUCUAUUGCGGAUGACAUGCUGAAGGACCUGUUCUCCAGCGCUGGAUACACAGUUAAAGCUUUUAAAUUCUUCCAGAAGGACCGUAAGAUGGCUCUGAUCCAGCUAGGCUCAGUCGAGGAGGCCAUCCAGGCUCUGAUCGAUCUCCACAACCACGACCUGGGCGAGAACCACCACCUCCGAGUGUCCUUCUCCAAAUCCACCAUCUAACCCCACUCCCAGAGCUCCGCCUCCUGCUGGCUCCUCCCAGUGGCAGUGGCGGCGGGCUGGUUUAUCGAGUGACAACACCUGACCGAUAAACUAUGAACCUCUAAAAAACACAAAACAACAAAAAAAGAAUCAUAAUCGGGUAGGUUUAGAGAUUUUUAGGGAAAAAAAGAAGCUAGAGACUACUGUAUAUAUCCUUCAGCUACAAACUGAAGGGUUUUAGGUUAUUUUAGUCUAGUUUUUGUUAUUUUUAUAAGAUUUGUCCUGAAUUCAGGGCUGCAGAUGCGGAAGCUUCCGUAGCAGGAAGCAGAUUCCUCUUCUGAUCUUCUUACAGCCAUCAAACAGCACAUCCCAACAACAGCAACGCAAACCCAAACCUGCCGCAGCAGGACCGGACCGGACCUCUUCUGGGUUCUGAUUGGUUCUGGGGUCUGAUCAUGUGACCAGUUGCUGGGAAUGAUCUCUUCUUGCUGCACCAGCUGACUGGAUCCUCUUCUGUAGCCCAACUGCCUUGUUGCAUUAAACCGCCGGCUCUUUGGUAAAAAAACGCAGUAAGAGUUGCUGGUUUUAACUACAUGGACGUAUCUGAAAAACCUCUAAUCCAGGCGCCUCUCUGAAUGUCUGAUGUCACACGGUGCUGCCGGGUAAAAAACCCUGUAGCAACAUUCCUCCCGCCGGCGGUCCAUCGUAACGCUCUGAGUAGCAGUAAUAUUGAGAAAAUCGAGGGACGCAGAGACCCAGUAACUCGACGUCACAAUGAUGAAAUGACCUAAAGAGCGGCUCCCAUUCCAGACUCGAACAUCCUGCAGCUGAUUUCAGACUGAAAAUGAACUUCUGCAGGAUUUAAAGUGAAGAGCGGCAACGCAGGGAACGUUUUUCACCAUGUUUGUGUGUGUUUACUGUUACUGAACUGGACAAAGCAAAGCGUAUGGAUACGUGCAGAUCUGUGAAAAGCUGGUGAAAAGCUGGUGAACGGUGAGCUUGCCUUUAUGUUUGCCUGUGAAGUUCGGGGGGAUUUUUCUUUUUUUUUUUUUUUUUCUUUAUUUUUAAAGGCUGUUAUGUGGGCUCACCUCACCUGGACCACCGUCUGGAUGCAUUUCUGCAGAUGCAGCUGAUGCAACUGAUGCGAUUGACUCGACUUGGAUGUGGGAUUCUGACUACAUGCAUACGCACACCGUCACUGUCUGUAGAUGAGUCAGAUCCAGCGAACCAGAGACUAUUUUACUCAACAGAAAAAAAAAAAAAAAACGCACGACCAGGAAAGCAUGGCCAGCUGUCGUCAAUCGUACUGGAACACUCCAAUCAGCAGUGCCCAGCACUCAGGAGGCCACGCCUCCUUUUCAGUGGAAUUUUUGGAAUUUUUGAAUGUGAAUGAUGAUGUAGCCCCUCCCACCUGACGAUGCUCUCUGGUUGGGAUGUGAUUGGUUAAUUAAUCCUCCCUUUUAGCCCGAUUCGAUUCUCAAAACCAAAUGCUUUAUCAUGUGAACUUUAUUAUUAUUAACUUUAUUUUCCUCUCUUUUCCGAAACCUUUGCAAAAACGACCUGAAGGGGGCGGGUCCCUCGUCCCUCCUGCAGAAAUGAACCAAUCAGAGUAGAAUGGGAUUUUCCAUUAAAAAAUGGGUAGAAUGGAAAAUUCCAUUCUGCAGGUUCUACUGAUUUCUGUGGUUUCCUCUCCCUCCUGGACCGUGAGCCUGGUCGUCUCGAGGGCAUCCUGCGUCCUGUGUCAUGUAGCAGUGAUGCGUCUCUACAGCAGCAGCUCUCUCACUUUGCCUUGCUGUCCCAUACUAAACGCCUACACCUCUGAUCAAGACCAAAAAUACUUAUAAAAUAUAAUAGGCAAGGAGAGAGAGGAAAGAGAGAGAGAGGGUGUGUGUAUACUGGGAGCAGCACUGGGAGCACUGGUAGCUGUUUUUACUGAAAUUUUUGCAGCUACGUUAAGAAAAUGUUUGUAUUGUGUGGAAAAUGUGCUGCGGCGUAAUUCUAAUGUGUUAUAGGGUGAUACGGCUUCAGUAGGAGAACCUUAACUCCGAGAUCCAGAAUAUAUGUGUGUGUGUGUGUGUGUGAGUGUGUGUGUGUGGGACUGUGUGUGGGACUGUGUGUGGGACUGUGUGUGGGACUGUGUGUGGGACUGUGUGUGGGACUGUGUGUGGGACUGUGUGUGGGACUGUGUGUGAGAGUGUGUGUGAGAGUGUGUGUGAGAGUGUGUGUGAGAGAGUGUGUGAGUGUGUGAGAGUGUAUGUGUGUGAUAUUUUACCUGGAUCAGUUUCAGCUGCUUCAGUUCUUCUGGAGGAGGUUCUGAAAUUUGUGGGAUUUCAAAGCACAUUUCAUACUGGAUACCUUAUAUAUUAAAUCCCCAUAAAAUGUUGUAUAAAAGUAGUAUCCAGAUAUUACUGUUGGACCGCAAAUUCAUACAGGAAAUGCCAACUGCAGAUUCAUAGCGCAUUAAAAUCUCCCCACAAUUACUGCUUUCAAACAUGACUCCGUAAAGACUCACACUGGUUUAAAACAACACAAUUAUUGACUUUAAAUCAUGAAAUAAUGCUUAUCCCAGUGAAGAUUCAUAAUGAAUUGAAUUAAUCUCCCCACAAUUAUUGCUUUCAGAUUACAAGAAAAUCUGGAAAAACAGGGAAAUUCAUAAUGGAUUAAAAGCAUCACCCACAUUUAUUGCUUUCAGACCAUAUAGAAAACUACUAAAUAAAGAUGAACUGGAUUUAAAAUUCUCCACAAUAACUGUGUUUAAAUUCCACACAACUACACCCUGCCGAUUCAUACUGGAUUACAGUUUCUGAACCAUUAUUGCUUUCAUACCAUAAAAAUUUACACACCUCAGAUUCAUACUGGAUGUCAUGCCAUAGUGUUACUGUUUGACAAAAAAACACUCCAGAUUCAUACUUGAUUAAAUGCACUCUACAUUUACUGCUUUCGCACUGUUAAAAAUUCAUACUAGAUGAAAGAAGAUGAUCUGUAUAGUGUAUAGAGUAUAGUGUAUAGAGUAGCAGAACCUCCGCAGUAGAGCUGAAUAGACUGCAGUGUGUGUGAGUGUGUGUGAGUAAAUGGGCGCGGUGCUGUCUCUCUCUCACGCUGCCGAGGUCCAGCCUUAACAUUCCACUCAGACUCUAGAGGCUCCUGAUUCUGAUUCAGAUUCUGAUCCCGAUUCUAAUCCUGAUCCUGAUCCAGUUUGAGUCCUGUAAAAAUCAGACGAGAGAAACACAGAUGUAUAAAAUAGGAUGUGGUCGUGGAGGCGAGGGACAGCGUCUUUAUUUCUCUUCUUUUUUCCUUCUGCUAAUUUUACCGGAAGCGAUUCCACUCUUCGCUCACACUUCUUAAAAGAAAUUGAAAGAUUUUUUUGAAGUUUACAGUCUUAAAUAAAGCAAAACUAUUCAGGUCUAUAUAUCUUAAGGAUUGUCAAGAAUUUUUGAAAAAAAGAAGUUACUUAUUUUUGGUAAUUUGUUCUUUUUUAUGGAGAGAAACAGAAAAAAAACAAAUUUGAAACCUCAUCGGGUUUUUGUACCACUAUAAUCAUUCAAAAAAAAUCAUGGUGAAAAAAAAAUCAUAUUUACUGUGUAUUUACUUAAUUUUUCUUAUUAUGUGCCUUAUAAUGUGUUUAUAAUCAAAUAGGUUUUAGAAAUAUUACCUAAGAUAUUUUAAGUACUAUUUUGUGGGAUUGGUGAGAGGGUUAAUUUUAUCUAUGAUUUUCUGGUAGGGUUUUUAUUUUUGUGUUUUUUAGAUGUGUAUUUUUGUGGGGACUCAGUUCUGUGUGUCUUUAUUGGAUCUUAAGUUAAUGUUUGGUGCUUUGAUGCACGUUGGAGAAAUGAAGGGUUGGAUUUGAGAAGCUGGACGUUCUGUUUGCUGUUGCUCUCUAUCAGAAUUAAACAGGCCAGUUCAUACCGGAUACCAUAUUCCUGUCAUUUCUAAUCAUACUAAAAUACUGCAAAUAUCCUGUUAAAAUAGCCAGUAUAGUAUAAUACCCAGAAAUCCCAUCACUGCUUUUAGACCAUAAAAAAAUACAACCUGUUGAAAUUCAUACUGGAUUAAAUUAAUCACCCAGCAGAUACGGCUUUUAAAUGAUACAAAAUUACUCACUGCAGAUUCAUACUGGUUUAAAAUCCCAACGUAAUUAUUACUUUCAGACUGUGAAAAAACUACUGAAGUGGAGAUACAUACUGGGUUAAAAUGACCUUCAGACCUUAAAGAAACUGCACACAUCGGAAAUUCAUACUGCAUUAAAAUCCUGCUGUUUCUGUCCUGCUUCUAGAAUUUAAUUAAUGAGAUAUUACAGGCCAAUUCUUACCGGAUAUCAUAUUUAUGUAAUUUCUGCAGUCAAGAUGUAAAUACUGCAAAUAUCCUGUUAAAAUGAUCAGUAUAUUAUAAUACCCAGAUAUUACUGCUAGACAUCCACUUCAGAUUCAUACUGGAUUCACUCUGUUUGGUGAUUAUUUUCACGUUUAUUCGCUCUGAGGAAGGUUAGCGUAAUGUCACUUUAUUACAGGAGCAUAAAGCUUUUUAGCCUUUUAUAUGAGCUCUGAUUGGCUGAGACAUGAGAUUAGAUUCUGAUACUCUAAAGACUGCCGUUAUUAUUACAGAGCUUUAUCAAUCUGCAACAUGAGCUCAAAACACGCUAAUAAUAAAAUGUGCGCUCUGUAUUACAUUAUUAAUCCAUUCUUUAAUGUAAUGAGAUUUUCUUAAUCUUUGUGCUCUAUUUAAAUGUCAUUAUUAAUGUUUUUUAAAAGCAUAUUUAAAACUACUUAUAAUAAAUGCAGUAAAUAAUGAAAAAAAAAAGUUUAUUCUAUAAUUGAUUAAUGCGUUUGCUCAUCAAAUUAGAUGCUUCUUAUUGUUUCUAUUAAUAUCUUGGCAAUAAUGGAGUGAUAUAAUAAAAGAUUUAAACUUAGUAUCUAUUGGUCAGUUUUACAGAAAACAUAUAUAUGAAUGCACAAAUCCACCAGUUACAAACAGCGUUUCUGAUGAGAAGACAAACAAAGAGAAAAAUCAAACUUAUUUGUCGACCCUAGAAAAUGAUUAUAGCAGUCGUUUGAUCCACAGCCUUCUGUAAACAGGAGUCUAAUCAGUACAUUUGGUUUCACUCUUCGCUGCGUCUGUUUAUUUUAAAGCACUAGGAGUUAAUGUUCUCCUGCGGGCGUGUUGAUCGUCGCAUUAUCAGUGGUUUGACUAUUAAGGAUUUACUAACUGAUCAGACUCUGAAACCUAAAUCCAGCUGUUCCAAAUGAGUCCGAACACACUCCAUAAAGACUGUAUGCAUGUGUGUAAAACACUUUAACUCUUUAUACUCUGGGUUACUCACGGUUAACUACACGCAAAGAAGUGCAAACUGACCUGGUUGUUCCUAAAUCAUAAGUAGAAAAACUAGAAAUUACUGGCGAGUUUUAUCUUUUACAGAAGUGCUUCUUUAUGUAACCAAAAUUGAUAAUUCUAUAACAUUACUGAAAUAAUUCUUUGUAGCGUUUUUUAUUUAUCUGAUUUUGUGAUUAAAUGAUAAUAAAAUGAGAAGAAAAUCACAGCAUCCAGACCUGCAGCUUCUCAGCUUCACCUUCAGUAGUGCCGUUUCUGAGCAUAGCUGUCUGAGACCUCCCCUCUGUGUGUGUGUGUGUGUGUGUGUGUGUGUGUAUGUGUGUGUGUUUUAGAGUUUGAUCUUAUUUACUGUAUCUUAUAUUGGAUUUUUUUAGCGGGUUUGGCCUGUUUUGUGCUCUGUAGUGAUUUAUUUCUAUUUCUUUUUGUUUAUCAGGAUGUGAAAAACUGGUUAAAGGAUGGUUGUCUGUCUGUCUGUCUGUCUGUCUGUGUGUCUGUCUGUGUGUCUGUCUGUCUGUCUGUCUGUCUGCACCGGCAGAGUCAGCUGUUCUCCAGUGUUAAAAGAGAGACAGAAUGAAAUAGUGAGAAAGUUUGGAGUUUAAAAGCUGAGAUUAGUAUUUUAAUCUGACUUUUGAUAAACUGGAAAUAUUUAAUGCUGCAGUUCAUUCAGUAAGUAAUGAAAUAUAAUUUAAGUCUCUGUCGUUAAUGAAUGACGCAGUACAUUCAAUUUAAUACUCAAUUAUUUAAUUCUGGAGUAACAGGUAAUCCAGGCUCCACAGCGACACUAUCUAUAAUCAGGGUUUAUAGCGUUUCAGAUGUAACUGAGGUUAAUGUUCUCCUCCAAGCGUGUUGAGCUCUUUCUCAUCAGUAGCAGUUUUUUUUUUACUUUUCACCUAAUUCAUCUAAAACCUGAUUCUGAUAUAUUUGAAUCCUGAUAUCUUUUAUUUCUGAUAUAUUUAAAUGACAUUUACCUGACUUUUGAUAAACGUGAAAUAAAAAAAUGGAUUUUUCAUUAUUUUAAAAAUUACACAAUUAAUAUUUCAAAGGUAAAUUUCUGGAUGUGACAAUUUGUAGAUCAGAAUUUUUGAAAAUCUGAAAUUCUAAAGAACAACAAUUUUUACCUCCUUACAGAAUUCACAGAAUUUAAAUGUAUGAAUUAUACCAUUAAAUAUUUUAAGUUUUUUUUUUUUUAAGUCAGGUAAAUUUUUGGAUCUGACUUUUAUCUUAAAAUGUUUUUGUUUCAACAGCGAAUUUUAACACAAAAAGCAUUACAAUUAAAUAUUAAAUAUUUAAGGUAAAAAGUAAAAAGGUAAAUUCUGUUUAAAUAUACAGAUUAAAAUAUUAAUUUCAGUUUUUGAUCUCUGUAUUGAAGGAGCUUCGAUCUCAUCACUUCUGAACCUUCAGUGCUGAUUAUGAUCGUGUGUGUGUGUGUAUCGGUGUGUGUGUGUGUGUCGUUGUGUCAAUGUAUCUGUGUGUAUUGUAUUGAAUGCUGUUAAAGUGGCGGAGCGGCUGAUUGGCCGGCGGGCGCUCUGGCUCCUCCCCCUCCGCCGGCUGGGUGCGGGUCCCAUUGUCUGCUCUUAAGCUUUUCAUUUUACAAACAGGAGAAAAAGCCAGACUUCAUAUAUAAAUAUAAACUCGGCACUAAAGCAGUUCAGUCUGAUAACCUUCAGACUGCAGCUCCAGCCUCCGCUCUGCUGAUUUCUUUCUUUUUUCAUUGUUUUUCAUCUUAUUUUAUCUUAUUUUUCUGGGUUAAAUCAUCAGCGAUCCUGUCUCGACUCAGGCAACAUUGUCCCGCCGUGAUGUACGAUGUAAUUUCCUGUUGAUAUCAGCCUGUCACUCAAAACGGUUAAAAAAAACAAUCUACUUUCACUGUUGUCUUUUUUUUUU